Messenger RNA from Amphimedon queenslandica, 944 nucleotides. Its product is annotated as kelch repeat-containing protein 2-like. Lineage: Eukaryota; Metazoa; Porifera; Demospongiae; Haplosclerida; Niphatidae. The coding region runs from base 38 to 943 and encodes 301 amino acids. The record is from RefSeq and is a predicted model, not a curated record. The transcript is spliced from 5 exons. Gene Ontology annotation, molecular function: protein binding.
UUUCUGACGUCAUAGAAGGGCGUUACCUCCAAGCAAAAUGGCAGCCAAAGCACCAGACUAUCAACCAGUGAAGAGGAGUGAACACUCCACUGUACAGGUAGGAGACUACCUGUACAUGUGGGGUGGGUACCAGACUGGUCUCCCUGCAGUACAUAAUAAUGAAAAGAAGAAAUCAAUGUGUUCUGUGAUGGAGGUGUGUCACCUAAGGACUGGUAGGUGGGAGCAGAAACCCACCACUGGUAACCCUCCACUGGGUGUGAUUGGCUAUGCAGCUGCUGCCAUUGGAAGGGAAAUAUUUUAUUUCGGAGGCUAUAUGGACUCUUCUCAUAAUAGUUUAUACAGUUUUAAUGUUGAUACCUUCAAUUGGAAGGAACUCUCUCCUACUACAUCUCAUCAUGGUCCUAUGAUGAAGCACCACUGUGACAUGAUAGCAAUAAAAGUGAACGGUGAGGACUAUCUUGUAGUAAUUGGAGGACAGGGAUUAUCUUCUAAUAAUACACCCAAACAACCUGGUGCCCAGUACAGUAAGAUUAAAGGAUUCGCUUCUGGUUAUCAACGAUGCAAUGAGAUCCAUUUCUAUAAACUCUCAACAGGACAAUGGAUAUCACCGACUGUCACUGGAGACAGACCACCUCCUAUUGAUGAAUUCACUUUAACAUCAAUUAAUAAUUCCAGUGCUAUAUUAUUUGGAGGUGACACUGCUAAUGGAGCCAGUAACGAUGUAUAUAUUCUUAAUUUUACUGAUACAUCAGUGAAUUGUUCAAAGUUAUCUAAUCCUAGAGGAUCAGUACAAUGGCCUAAGGAAAGAAGUGCUCAUUCCAGUGUAUUGAUUAACACUAGCUCAGGACCACACCUACUAGUGGUGGGUGGAGAUGGUACUUAUGAUAUUUGGAUAUUUGAUAUUAACAAUAAAUCAUGGAAGGAACUGGUAAGUAUAUUAUAAU